Molecule: messenger RNA, 1072 nt
Organism: Ruditapes philippinarum (Manila clam)
Lineage: Eukaryota; Metazoa; Mollusca; Bivalvia; Venerida; Veneridae
Product: rRNA methyltransferase 2, mitochondrial-like
Exons: 2
Coding region: 66-746 (226 amino acids)
Biological process (GO): RNA methylation
Cellular component (GO): mitochondrion
Molecular function (GO): rRNA (uridine-2'-O-ribose)-methyltransferase activity
Source: RefSeq, a predicted model, not a curated record
ACUUUGCCGGUCGCGCAACGUCAUUUUAUUAUGCAUCCCGUAAUUUUAGUGUGUCAGUAUCUGUUAUGAAAAUUACACCGUCAAACUUUAAAGGAAAACAGUCAUCUCGUGACUGGAUAGAAAGACAAAUGAAUGAUCCUUACGUAAGACGUGCAAAGGAGGAAAAUUAUCGUUGCCGUAGCGCUUUCAAACUGACUGAAAUUGACGGAAAUUACAAAAUCAUAAAACCUGGAGAUAUAGUUAUUGACUGUGGUGCUUGUCCUGGAUCUUGGAGUCAGGUCGCGGUUGAAAGAAUUCGCCAGAAGGGAAAACAUGGUUAUGAUGACAAUCAAGGAAUGGUGAUCGCUAUUGAUUUACAAGAUAUUGAACCAAUUGACGGUGUUACCGUAUUUCCAAAGAGCGAUUUCACAACAUCAGAGACGCAGUCUAAAAUUUUGCGCGUGCUCGACGGUCGUCAUGCAAACGUUGUGUUAAGUGACAUGGCACCUAAAGCCUCUGGUAAUAGGGAACAUGACCAUGAUGCCAUUUUUCAGUUGUGUCUUUCAGUUUUGAAAUUUUCCAGCCACGUGUUGGACUCUGGUGGCCACGUGGUCUGUAAAUUAUGGGAUGGAAGAGAAACCAACAAAAUAAAAGAAGUAAUGAAUAGAAUGUUUACAACAGUUAAAACAGUCAAACCGGAUGCUAGUAGGUCGGAUUCUGCGGAAAUAUUUCUGCUUGGUCAAUAUUAUAAAUUGAGAAAAAGCUGAUAAAAGUUUUUGCUUGAAAAGGUUUAACCUGACUCCGGUAUAUAUACAUAAGUAUAUAUAUUAAUAUUAUACCUGCCUGGGUAAGAUCUAAUUGUCAUAAAUUAGUUUGUGUACUGUACUUUACCAUAAAUAAAUAUAGCUUAAAUCAACGUUUUGAUAACUAUGAUAUUAAUGUAUACGUACAGGAAGUCAUGUGUUUAUGUGAUAAAUAGAAAAUAUGUAAAUAUACAUGAUCAUAUUAUUUCACCCAGAUAUAACAGCAACCCGUUUAUUGCAGCUAGUAUGAAAUUGCAACUAAUAGUAAGCAUUUGGGACGACCGAGUGAU